AUGUCAGCACAAACAUCAACUACAUCAUCAAAUAAGAGCGCAGCCUAUGAUUAUCUAAUCAAACUGCUGUUGAUUGGAGACAGUGGAGUGGGAAAGAGUUGCCUGCUGCUUCGUUUCUCUGAGGACUCCUUCACACCAAGCUUCAUCACGACAAUCGGUAUCGACUUUAAGAUUCGUACGAUCGAGCUCGAGGGCAAGAGAAUCAAGCUACAGAUCUGGGACACUGCCGGUCAAGAGCGUUUCAGAACCAUCACAACUGCCUAUUACCGUGGUGCCAUGGGUAUCCUUCUAGUAUACGACGUCACUGAUGAGAAGUCCUUUGGAAACAUUAGAAAUUGGAUUAGAAACAUUGAACAACAUGCCACCGAGUCAGUUAACAAGAUGCUUAUUGGAAACAAGUGUGAUCUGCCGGAGAAGAAGGUUGUUGAUAGCUCGCGAGGAAAGGCCCUGGCGGACGAGCAUGGUAUCAAGUUCCUAGAGACCUCUGCCAAGAAUAGUAUAAACGUCGAGGAGGCCUUUAUCACGCUUGCCAAGGACAUCAAGAAGCGUAUGAUUGACAACAGAGACGACAUUGCACCACAACCAGACAAAAACACUGCCAACCUAAGCAGUGGCAACACCAAAGCAAGCAAGACCACCUGCUGUGGAAAAUAA
This is a messenger RNA of Acytostelium subglobosum LB1, 654 nucleotides long. RefSeq lists its product as hypothetical. NCBI's taxonomy places the organism in Eukaryota, Evosea, Eumycetozoa, Acytosteliales, Acytosteliaceae. Bases 1 to 654 code for a protein of 217 amino acids. The record is from RefSeq and is a predicted model, not a curated record. The transcript has 2 exons. Gene Ontology annotation, biological process: regulation of exocytosis; protein secretion. Gene Ontology annotation, molecular function: GTPase activity; GTP binding.